CGGAAGCCAACUUACCGGCUAAUGCUAAGUACUCCAGUAUGGGGGCCAGCCUCUACACAUGCGCAUUGGCUGGAUUGCAUCUACUAACUGUAAACUGAAGGUACUUUGCGUCGCAUGUCAAGGUGGUGUCAGCAGAAUUGGGGUGGUUCCGAUUGCUAAAGGGGCUGUGCUCCUGUUUAGUAAUGGCUAUCCUCAUACUUACCGACCAGGGGUUCCAGAAUAGGCGUACACAUUUGCGUGAAACGGAAAUGUAAUCCAACUUCCUUAUUUUUAGUCGAUAUCUUCUUGAUCCUUGCGCUCCUUUUCUCUUCCUCUUCCUCUUCCUCCUUCCUCCUUCCUUGUCGUCGCGAUCUACUCUCGUCGCAGGAAUGGCCUCCUUCACUCUCGUCAGCGCCUACGCGGCCGCUGGCCUGCUGGCCAUAAUCGCCCUCAAUGUCUUGCGCCAACUCCUCUUUCGUAGUAAGACUGAUCCACCUCUUGUAUUUCACUGGGUCCCAUUCGUGGGUAGCGCCAUUACCUAUGGCAUGGACCCUUACAAGUUCUUCUUUUCAUGCAGACAAAAGUAUGGUGAUAUUUUCACCUUCGUGAUGUUUGGCCGGAAGAUGACGGUGUAUCUGGGCAUCAAAGGCAACGAAUUCAUUCUCAAUGGCAAGCUGAAGGAUGUCAAUGCCGAGGAGAUCUAUAGCCCGCUCACCACACCAGUCUUUGGCUCCGACAUUGUGUAUGACUGUCCGAACUCGAAGCUUAUGGAGCAGAAGAAAUUCAUCAAAUUUGGGCUCACUCAGGCAGCUCUCGAGUCGCAUGUCCCUCUAAUCGAGAAAGAAGUGCUUGACUACCUCAAGACAUCGCCCAACUUCAAAGGCACGUCUGGAAGAGUGGAAGUCACGGAUGCCAUGGCGGAAAUUACCAUUUUCACUGCCGGUCGCGCCCUGCAAGGCGAGGAGGUUCGCAAGAAGCUCACUGCUGAAUUUGCGGAUUUAUACCACGACCUGGAUAGGGGGUUCACCCCCAUCAAUUUCCUGCUUCCAUGGGCACCGCUGCCACGUAACCGGAAGAGGGACGCAGCUCACGCGCGCAUGAGGGAGAUCUAUAUGGGCCUUAUCAAUGAGCGCCGCAAGAAUCCAAACGGCGAGACUUCGGAUAUGAUUUGGAACCUCAUGCAUAGUACCUACAAGAAUGGACAGCCUGUGCCGGACAAGGAGAUCGCCCACAUCAUGAUCACUCUGCUAAUGGCAGGCCAGCACUCUUCGUCAUCCAUCAGCUCCUGGAUCAUGCUGCGACUAGCCUCUGAGCCCGCGAUGAUGGAGGAGCUCUAUCAGGAACAGAUCACGAAUCUCAGUCCGGAUGGAAAGGCCCUUCCGCCACUGCAAUACAGCGAUCUGGAUCAUCUGCCACUUCACAAUAACGUCAUCAAGGAAUCUCUGCGCUUGCACCUCUCUAUUCACUCUAUUAUGCGCAAGGUCAAGAACCCAAUGCCAGUUCCAGGCACGUCCAUCGUUGUCCCCGAAGGCCACGUUCUACUAGCCUCCCCCGGUGUGACCGCUCUCAGUGACGAGUACUUCCCGAACGCAAAUCGCUGGGAUCCUCAUCGCUGGGAGAACCGGGUCGAGAAAGAAGAUGAGGAUGACCUGGUCGACUACGGCUAUGGCAUCGUGUCCAAAGGAACAUCCAGCCCUUAUCUGCCCUUUGGCGCUGGCCGCCAUCGCUGCAUUGGUGAGAAGUUCGCGUACGUCAACCUGGGAGUGAUUGUGGCCACCAUCGUGCGCAACCUGAAGUUGUCCAAUGUAGAUGGCAGAAAGGGAGUUCCUGACACAGACUAUUCGUCCAUGUUUUCCGGUCCCAUGAAGCCCGCCGUUAUCGGUUGGGAGCGACGAUUCCCGGAGAAAUCAUGA
Messenger RNA from Aspergillus alliaceus, 1892 nucleotides. RefSeq names its product cytochrome P450. The transcript is spliced from 2 exons. The record is from RefSeq and is a predicted model, not a curated record. NCBI's taxonomy places the organism in Eukaryota, Fungi, Ascomycota, Eurotiomycetes, Eurotiales, Aspergillaceae. Gene Ontology annotation, molecular function: heme binding; iron ion binding; monooxygenase activity. Gene Ontology annotation, biological process: ergosterol biosynthetic process. Bases 369 to 1892 code for a protein of 507 amino acids.